AAUCAAAAGUAGAAGAAGACUGUGCGACUGACUAAUUACGCUAAUUAGAAUCAUACACUGACGUUUAUUAUACUCUAUCGUACUCUAACAAUAGAGGUCGUAGCUUUUCAUCGUAGACUGAGUAUACUUUUCAUAGUCACCUGAGGCACAGACAAGUAAAUGUAAUAACCAUUGCAAGUAAAAAAAUCAUAGUGACCUCUCAAUAAAAGUACUCAUUAAUCUGUGAUCUGAGUCUGUUUCUGUGUGGUGAUUGUGAUUGGGAGGAUUCAAAUUGGCUGUACGGUCAAUGAUCUUUGCCGGUUCUGAAGGGCAAAAUUAAAAAAAAGUAAAAUCAAAUCACUUUCAAAUCUAAUUUUUCCAAAUAUUUUGAUAAAAAUAACCUCGAUGAAUUGUGAUUCUUUAAAACAAUAACACAUUACUUUGUGAAGUUGAACUGGUCGAGACGCAAAUGGUGAUGGCUACAGAUGUCUUGGAAGUCGGACAUGAGAGUCCGGACUCCAUGGAUGCGGCCACGUUGCACGAGCGAUUGGUGGCACACGUGCGGGCGGUCGGCGGGGAAGAGGAGCCGCGCGCCAGCGUGUGGGGCGAGCACUCGUACGCGCGCCCGCGCGCCGCGCCGCUCUGCGCGCAGCUGCGGGUGCUGCUCGAGCCCGCGCCCGCGCCGCCCGCGCGCCUCGACGUGCUGGCGCCGCCCGCGAGCCCGCCCGCGCCGCCCGCCGACAGCUGCAGCGACGACGACGACUCCGACGAAGACGACGACGACGACGACUCGGAGUGGGAGGAGAGCCUGCGCGCCGCGGCGCCGGGCCCCGCGCACGCGCGGCUGGCGCGCGCCGUCGUGGACGCGCUGCGGGCGCUGCGGCUGGAGCGCGCGGCGGGCGGGCGCGCGGCGGGGCGCCGGGCGCGGCGCGAGGGCGCGGCGGCGGCGGCGCGGCGGCUGCGGCGCGCGCUGGCCCCGCACUGGGGCGGCGCGGCGGCGUGGCUGCUGUGCGCGCUGCCGCCGCGCCUGCCGCGCGCGCUGCGGCGCCUGCUGGGCGAGGCGCUGCGGGAGCUGCUGCGCGCGGCGCCGGGCCUGGCCGCGCGCCUGCCGCCGCAGCCCGCGCCGCGCGCGGAGCCGCUGGACGCGGUCGGAGGUACGCGCUCGCUUUCCAAUAGUGUCACAUAG
Pararge aegeria (speckled wood butterfly) is the source of this 1165-nucleotide messenger RNA. RefSeq lists its product as uncharacterized. Bases 449 to 1165 code for a protein of 238 amino acids. Lineage: Eukaryota; Metazoa; Arthropoda; Insecta; Lepidoptera; Nymphalidae. The transcript has 3 exons. The record is from RefSeq and is a predicted model, not a curated record.